AUGGUUAAUUUUCCCUUCAUAGUGAAUGGAGGGAUCAACCGUUGUAGUUUUAUAGUUCUCUCAAAGUUAUACAAACUUCUUUCUUUCUCUGUCGGUGGUACCAACAUGAGAAACGCACUAGACCUCAACAAUUUUCCGGAUGAUUUCUCCCGAGAUUACGGCAAACAACAGCUUGAUGACUCCUCUUCUUCUGCAUCCGGAAUCUACAGGAAAAAGAAAAACGGCGCAAAGGAUGAAAGUGGGAAGGUCUACGAGUGUAGGUUUUGCUCCCUCAAGUUCUGCAAGUCUCAAGCACUUGGGGGACACAUGAACCGCCAUCGUCAAGAGAGGGAGACAGAAACCCUAAACCGGGCUCGUCAGCUGGUUUUCAGUAACGAUAACCUCCUACCCCAAAUCCCUCACCAAUUAGGUGGACAACCAGUGGUACAUGGAGGGUUUCAUCAUCCAGCAGGUUGCAACAUGGGGAGUACAGUUUAUCCUACAAGACUCUUCUCCGGUACUUCCACCACCAUGUUACCUCCAGCGCCACCACAACCACCUCCACAGAUGUACACUUCCCCGACACCACGCCUCAGCAACACCUACUCCUCACAAUAUCCUUCGUCAAAUAUGAUAAACGACUACUUUGUAGGACAUGUGUGCUCCAACAAUCCACCACCAUUCAGCCUCCAGAAUAUAAACGGCACCACCGUGCCACCACCCGAUAGCACUAAUAACUACACAUGUAUCGGUGCACCUGUUGGUCAAGGGUUCACAGUUGCCGGAGGAAGUGGUGGUGGUGGUGGCACGGAUAUGUCACCAUCCCUCGUCAAUCGAUAUCAUCAAGAUGGGUUCUAA
Messenger RNA from Lactuca saligna, 837 nucleotides. The record is from the annotation of a GenBank genome assembly. NCBI's taxonomy places the organism in Eukaryota, Viridiplantae, Streptophyta, Magnoliopsida, Asterales, Asteraceae.